This is a messenger RNA of Durusdinium trenchii, 1662 nucleotides long. Lineage: Eukaryota; Dinophyceae; Suessiales; Symbiodiniaceae. The record is from the annotation of a GenBank genome assembly.
GUCGGGAUUGAGGUUCACAUUGAUAAAUUUUGAACGAUUCACAUUGCAGUGCUCAAAGAGUUCAACGGCCCUUGGGCGCUCUUCCGAGCUUCAUGCUGCCUGGAUUGUGUCUUUUUUGGACUCUAUCUAUUUGCUUGGGAGUGCCUUCGAAACCACUCUAUUUCCAGCAGAGGGUGAGCCAUUUUGCGUCCUCCAAUGCAACUUUUCAGCAGAGAUAUUACAUGGAAGAUUCCCAUUGGGCGGGGCCAGGCUCUCCAAUCUUCGUGAUCAUGGGGGGUGAAGGUGCUAUCAGCCCCGAGACGGGCAUCUUUUAUCCGUGGGUCAUUGACACUCUGGCCAAAGAGUACCGUGGCCUGGUUUUGGAGCCAGAGCACCGCUUUUAUGGCGAGUCGCUGCCAUUUGGGAAUGACUCUUUCUUGGUGGCCAACUUGAAAGCAGCGAUGAAUACGCAAGAAGCCCUGGCAGAUGCUGCAGAGCUGAUUCGGAGCAUUCAAUCGAUUCGGCAGUGCGGAGACCGUGGCACGGAAGAAUACUGUCCAGUGAUGGUGAUUGGAGGUUCCUAUCCGGGCUUUCUCGCUGCGAUGAUGCGCAUGAGAUAUCCAGCUGUGGUAGACAUGGCUUAUGCCUCAUCAGCACCUUUGAAGUUUUAUUCUCAGCAAGUUUCACAGUAUGACUACUAUGCUAAGGUGACUGAAUCUGCGGAGAGGUCCACCAAAGGGUGUCCAGAGGCAGUCAAGGCGGCCUUCAACAAGAUGGUGGAGUUCUUCAGAACGGCCAACACGAGCCAAAUCGCAGAGCAGUUCUCAGUAUGCGAGCCCAUACAGGCACCUGCUGCGUUGCCUGACAACUUGCUUUUUUUGGCAGAACAAACAUUUGCGAAUCUCAACAUGGCGAACUAUCCGCCAAACUCUGGCACAGGCCUCGACCGAACGUGCAAGCUCUUCCUUCAAGCACGGGCUCAUGGAAGUGAGCUGACGGCGAUGCGAGAGCUCCUGCUGCAAGAGACCAGGCUGCAGCAUGAGGGCCUCCAGAGUGGCCGAGCACAUCUGGGCUUCAUGGGCCAUUUGUCCACGAGAAGCACCUGUUUUGACCUCUCGGGCCAUCUCCCGGCUGGCCACUCUGCCACUGCUCGAUGCGGUGAUUGGUCUGGCUGUGGCUAUGGUCGCAGUGGUCAGAUGUGGGACUUCCAGACGUGCACGUUUGAGGUGGAGAAAAUUGGUUUUGGCGAACACCAGAUGUUUCCUUCUUACCCCUGGACCCGUGAAUGGCUCGCGGAGCAUUGCAGGAAGAGAUUCGGAGCCUCACCUGAACCCACGAGCUUGGUCGACCUUUGGGGAUUUGAUGUCUCCAACUUGGCAAGUCAAACCUCACGGAUCCUUUUUGUGAAUGGCUUGAAUGAUGGCUGGUCAGUUGGUGGCAUCCUCCAGGAUCUCUCCACUGAGAAAGGUUUGCUGGCCAUCAACUUGCCCAAUGGAGCUCAUCACAGCGAGCUGUCGCACGCCAGCAUGGAGGAUACUCCAGAUAUCAAAGAAGCGCACGAGCGCAUCUUGCGCAUUGUUAGUCACUGGCUUGAGGAGAUCAAGCGCCCUGAGUCCUGGCAGACGAUCGUUUCGUAGGUGAAUGUGGAGUGGCAGUGGGCAAAGUACUACUGACGCUGAGAGG